AGAAGCUCCAAAGCUGUAGAAAAAUGGCGGCAACGAGUGACAGAGAAAUGGAAUUGCUGCUCUCGAGCUUCGAUCAGAUUUACCAAGUGCGUAAAGAUCAUUCCCAUCUUCCAUUGUCUGCUCCAAGCGGAGCCCAAUUCGAUGUGCUUGAGCUGCAGUUCGGACUUCAAGAGCGGGAUGGAGGAGAUCCAACUGCUGAAAUCGAACUGUCAGGCCGAAACAAAAAGGCGGGAGGCUCUCGAAAUUGCUUGCGAUAGUGUUAAGCAAGAUAAUGAGAGACUAAAAAAUCUGUACACCAGUUCUAUGAACAAUUUGGCUGAUCAGCUUGAACACCACUUAAAAUGCCAAAGAUUGGAAGAGGAGCUGAAGAGAGUAACUGCUGAACAUCAGGAUAUUGAAAAUGAGCAUAAAAGAACUCUCGAAGGGUUAAAGCAAGAUUAUGCAGCCAAAUUUGGAGAAUUGGAGGCUCAGAUUAGGUCAAUUUCUCACAUUGAUGUCGAGUGUUCUCGAAAUGCAUUAAUGCGUUCUUUAGCUGACGGACAAAUGCCUGUUGACAUAAGAUGCUUUGAAAGCCAAAAACAAUCAGAUGAAGCGACCAUAAAUCAUCUCUGCCAAGAUUUAGCGGCACACAAGAGUCAUAUCCACUCUCUGGCAAGCAGGUUGGAGCAGAGGCACUUUUAUUUCAGUUCAAAAUAUCAGGCUGAGAUUCAGGACUUGAGAGACUGUCUUCUGCUCGAACAGGAAGAGAAGAAUGGGUUGAGUAAGAAACUUCAAGUUUUGGAAAAAGAAUCGUUGAUGAGCAGAACAAAGCUGGCUCAAGAGCAAAAAACCUCAGUUUCGAGCCAGCAGGUUGAGGCACUGAAGCAGAAGAUCAUGAAGUUGAGAAGAGAGAAUGAAAUUCUCAGAAGGAAGCUUCGAAGUUCUCAGGAGGGCUAGCUAGUCCGAUAUCUGAUGCAUCCUGUACUGUGGACAUAUGAUUAGAUGUAUAUGAAAUCUGUUCAAAUGUAUUGUCGGGAGAAGUUAUCGAGUAUUUUCUGCUGAAAUUGUUUGCCCCUUCAUGGUACUUUCUUUAUUUCCCGCUAUGCCUUCUUGGAGAACAGGUGAUCGAGCAUUGUUAAUUUUAAUUUUCUGCCCAAAUUCAUUGGUGACAUAAUAUGUCGUCGCAGUUAAGUUGGAUGGAUCGCAGUUAAUUUUCUACUUUCUUAGAUGCCUCUGCUAUGAUUAGCUGGAACAGAUAAAAUGCUACAUUAGGUACUUUACU
Molecule: messenger RNA, 1261 nt
Organism: Punica granatum (pomegranate)
Lineage: Eukaryota; Viridiplantae; Streptophyta; Magnoliopsida; Myrtales; Lythraceae
Source: RefSeq, a predicted model, not a curated record